AUGAAUAUCACCAAUCCCAGCACUCCAACUUCCCUAGUACAAAACGUACUCCCUCCAUUUAAUGCAUACACCAUGAUUGGGCCAGUGGUGCUGGGUGCGCUCGUCAAUGCCUGCCUCUUCGGCGGUCUCGUCAUUCAGACUUAUGUCUAUUACACAAAUUUCCCCAACGAUUAUCGAGUGGUGAAGCUCACGGUAGCAGCCAUCCUCGCAUCACAGAUUGCACAUGUGAUCUGUGUAUCAGCGACGCUGUGGAAAGUUGCUGUCAGUGGCUACGGCAACCCUCUCACGCUGUUGAUCUUCCCGCUUGGAGCAGACGCGGCUAUCCUCUUCACUGCGAUUACAGGGGCACUAGUAGAAUCAUCCUUUGCGUUUCGGCUGUGGAAGCUUUCGAAAUCACUUGCUCCGCCCCUUAUCUCGCUGGCACUGUGUUUAUUGGCUCAAUCUAUCGCGCUCACGAUGACAGUGAAAGCUUUCGCCAUGACGGACCUUCUGACAUUCGAGACUGAUGAAAACAGACUGAUUACGCUUUCACUCACCUCUCGUUUGGUUUGUGAGUUGACACUUACCCUGUCCAUGGUGUGGUACCUGAGGAAGCAACGGUCGUCGACAUUUGCGAGUACAACGACCAUAAUUGACCGUUUGGUUCUGUGGACUCUCGAAACUGGCCUUAUAACUAGCCUGGUCGUGGUCUUUAUCAUGAGCUUCUUCCUAGCAAUGAAGCAGAAUUACAUAUGGGUUGGAUUAUAUGCAAACCUUGCAACUGUGAAUGCGAACUCGUUACUUGCAUCACUAAACGGCAGAUUAAUCCUCCGCGUACCGAACCAAAGCUUGAACAUGAAUCCUCCGAGUAGUUCAGCUGGUGGGCGUAGCCGUGAAACCCAGUCUCUUGUGAUCAACGUCACGCGAACAGUCGGAACUGUUCCAGAUGCUUUCAAGUACGACGAGGGUGAAGUUUAG
This is a messenger RNA of Suillus plorans, 957 nucleotides long. RefSeq lists its product as uncharacterized. Bases 1 to 957 code for a protein of 318 amino acids. The transcript is spliced from 12 exons. The record is from RefSeq and is a predicted model, not a curated record. Lineage: Eukaryota; Fungi; Basidiomycota; Agaricomycetes; Boletales; Suillaceae.